GGGUACCGGGUAUUUUCAAUUCGUGAGGUCGAUUUUUUAAAAAUUGUUCUUCACCGAUCCCUUUGCGAUAAAACCGGCUAGUGGCGCUGAACCCGCAGCCAUCCUGGCCAUUACUCAAAUACACUAAUCACUGACGAUAGUAUGCAAUAAUAAGCCCGAUACGAGAUGAAUGGUGUGUGCGUGUGCACACAGCGAAUCUUUGGAGGCAGUUAACCGUGAUAGGGUGAACUCUUUACCAAUAUCUCGGGUGAAAGGAAUUCAUUCUGUUAUGAAGUUCUCGCCACUGGUGAAUUUUUCUGGGAGACAGUCUUGUUGUGACCGGCAACGAGACACAGUCGGGGCAGAAGAGAUUGUUGAGAUUGUGCGAAAAAAAUUGACUCCUGUCUCCAUCGGAGAGAAAGAGUCCAACAGAGAAGAAUCUUUCCACAUAUAGUUGGAGGAAUUGCGAAUAAAAUUGUUGUCAUCAUGUGGAUUAUUUCUGCAAUUCUCAUUGUUUGUGUGAUUAAAGUUCUCAUGGAUUGGUACAGACCCAAAAAUUUUCCCCCAGGACCUCGUGGAUUACCAUUUGUUGGGAAUAUUCUGGACGUUCGGAAUUUGGUAAAACAAACUGGUUCCCAUGGAAUCGCGUGGUGUCAGUUGGCAGAGCAAUAUGGCCCAGUCGUGGGACUACGUUUGGGCCUGGCAGAUCCGCUGAUCAUCGUUUCCGGCCGGGAGGCCGUUAUGGAGAUGCUAAGCCGACAGGAGUUCGACGGCAGGCCAAAUGGCUUCAUAUUUGCUCACAGAACUAUGGGGGAGAGACGAGGGGUCCUAUUUACUGAUGGAAAAAUUUGGAAUGAUCAGCGAAGAUUCUCUCUGAGAAAUUUGAAGGACUUUGGAUGGGGGACUCAGACCAUGGAGGAACUGAUAUUGGAGGAUGCGAUGAACCUGGUAAAAGUCAUCGCCGAAGCAGCAAAUAAUGGAGUCAUCGAGAAUUUAAGCCAAUUCACGUCUUUAGCUGUUCUCAAUAGCCUCUGGUCUUUGAUUGGUGGCUUAAGGUACGAUAUAUCAAAAGGCGACCCAAAAUUAGUAGAAACCCUAAAGAUGCUGAAUGCGGCUGUGAAAGAAUCCAGUGUCUCCGGGGGUUUGCUGAAUCAUCUCCCAUUUCUGAGGCACAUAGCACCCCAAUUCUCGGGUUACAAAGCCAUUACGGAAAGACUGCGUCUUAUGUGGUCAUUCUUUGCUGAUGAGGUAAGGUCACACAAAGAGACACGUCAAUCCGGGGUUCACAGGGACUUGAUCGAUGUGUAUCUGGAGGAAAUCGAGGCGAGACACGGGGACCCCAACUCGACGUUCAACGAAAUGCAACUCGUGGCUCUCAUAAAAGACAUCUUCAGUGCAGGAGUCGAUACAACGACCAAUAGCAUCGGUUUCGCCAUCGGAUAUCUGGCGAUUAUACCGGAAGUGCAAGAUAAAGUGCAGGAGGAGUUGGAUAGAGUAUUGGGAAGAGAAAAUUUACCAUCAGUAGCCGCUCGGCCCUCGCUGCCUUAUAUGAAUGCAACACUCGCGGAAGUUCUGCGAUUGGCAAAUAUUGGGCCGACUUCGAUUCCACACAGAGCUGUCGCUGACACUCAGCUCAAGGGCUACAAUAUCAAGAAGGAUUCUAUGAUUCUAGCGAAUUUAAUGAGUGUCCACAAGGAUAAGGAUCACUGGGGAGAUCCCGACGUGUUUAGGCCGGAGAGAUUUAUCGAUGAAAAUAAUCAAUUCAUUGCUGAUCCUUGGGUUGUGCCUUUCGGGGCAGGUCGGAGAAAAUGUUUGGGCGAAGGUCUAGCGAGAAAUAGUCACUUCCUCUUUGUCUCGUGUUUACUUCAGAAAUUCAAAUUUUCACUCCCUCCGGGUCACAGAGCACCUCCAAUGCAAGGAAUGGACGGUUUCACACUCUCUCCCCCUAUUUUUGAUAUCAUCGUAACUCCCAGACCAUUAUAGCACUCAAACUUGUAUAUUUUAUUUAUUUUUAGGAUUGUUACAAGAAUCAAAUAAAAAUGUU
Messenger RNA from Diachasmimorpha longicaudata, 2023 nucleotides. RefSeq names its product methyl farnesoate epoxidase-like. The record is from RefSeq and is a predicted model, not a curated record. The transcript is spliced from 8 exons. Gene Ontology annotation, biological process: xenobiotic metabolic process. The coding region runs from base 466 to 1962 and encodes 498 amino acids. Gene Ontology annotation, molecular function: iron ion binding; oxidoreductase activity, acting on paired donors, with incorporation or reduction of molecular oxygen, reduced flavin or flavoprotein as one donor, and incorporation of one atom of oxygen; heme binding. Gene Ontology annotation, cellular component: intracellular membrane-bounded organelle; cytoplasm. NCBI's taxonomy places the organism in Eukaryota, Metazoa, Arthropoda, Insecta, Hymenoptera, Braconidae.